Molecule: messenger RNA, 1626 nt
Organism: Theileria equi strain WA
Lineage: Eukaryota; Apicomplexa; Aconoidasida; Piroplasmida; Theileriidae
Product: UDP-N-acetylglucosamine pyrophosphorylase, putative
Exons: 1
Coding region: 1-1626 (541 amino acids)
Biological process (GO): UDP-N-acetylglucosamine biosynthetic process
Molecular function (GO): UDP-N-acetylglucosamine diphosphorylase activity
Source: RefSeq, a predicted model, not a curated record
AUGUCAGAUGUGUGUGAUUACUACAAGCGCAUUUUGCUUUCUUGUCUGAGCAAAAGGUACGAGGAGACAUUUGCGCCAUUUGAGGAGAUUAAUUUCGAGACAAAAUAUGAAGACGCCGCAAUAGGUUCGGUAAUUAAGCAUUUGGAUGAGAAUAAGAGGCAAAUACUACGACAACGAGGCCUAGAAUCUAUCAGGGAUGGUAGAGUCGCCCUAGUUAUACUCGCUGGUGGCCAAUCAACUAGACUGGGAAAAAAUGGAAAUAAAUCACUGGUCCAAAUCACUCCAAAUGGAUCCAAGACGCUUCUGCAGCUCCACCUGGAACGAGUACGGCGAGUGUGUCUCAAUGCAGAAAUGAGCUCUUUGUCGGAAAAUGCUAACGAAUCUACAGACACCCGUAAUAGAGCUGAAGGCAAAGUGAUAGAGACUGGAAAAGAUUCGGGUACUAGUAAAGCUACCAGAGGAAAUGAGCACGAGAAUGGAAAUAACAGUUCCUCGGAUUCUAAAAGACCUCUUGUAUACAUUCUAACAUCUGUGUUCAAUAAGAAUGAUAUUCAGGGAUAUUUGGAUAAAAAUGGCUACUUUGGGCUAGAUCCAAAUUUGGUUGUUUUACUCGAACAAAAGAAUGUUCCAUGUUUUUUCAUGAAUGCUACUCAAUGCAAACAUGAUGGAGAAUCUCUCAGUGAAUCUACUCCAAAAGGAUCCAUGGGUGGAAAUUAUCAAAGUAAACUCAUAGAUUCCCCAAGGUCUAUAUUCGAAACUAGGAGAUCUGUAUUUACUAUGCAAAGUGGAGAGUUCCACAUGUCUUCUGAUGGAAAUCCACUAACUGUUGAAGUCCUUGUCGAUUCAAAGGGUCUAAUUACAGCUCCAAAUGGCAAUGGGAAUAUUUUUGAAUGCCUUCACAACUGUCAUUCCUUCAUGAAACACUUGGAGAAUUUGGAUCACCUUCACGUAAUCGCGGUAGACAAUGCUCUUUCAAGACCUCUUGAUCCAGAAUUUAUCGGUCUUGGUCUUCAUUUUCCAUUUGAUACUCUUAACAAAUGUAUCAAGAAGAAGGAAAAUGAGAAUUUGGGAAUUUUCUGUGUAGGUAAACAUCCUUGUAUAGUAGAAUACAGUGAACUUGACAGAAUCACUUCUGAUUCUCCAAUAAGACAAAAUGACAAUUUCUAUGGGAAUAUUUGCGACCAUCUUUUUUCUGGUCCAUUUCUUAGGCGAAUAAUGGAUUAUAAAGCCUACUUGGAAAUGCCAUAUCAUGUAGCUAAAAAGGCUAUCCCCUAUUGGGAUGGUACACAAUUUGUUUAUCCAGACAGUAUUAAUGGGUAUAAACUUGAGCUUUUUAUAUUCGACGUUAUGAAAUUUGCUGAAAAGGUGCUAUGUUUAGAAGUUGAUAGGGAGGAUUCAUUCGCCCCUGUUAAGAGGGCAUAUGAUUUUGAUUGGGAAAAUAAUGAUAACUCUGUACAGUAUAAAAUGGAUAUUAUAUAUAAAAAAUGGUUAAAAUCUGUAAAAUGUAAUGUCGAUGGUAUAUUUUGUGAGAUAUCACCGCUUUUAAGUUAUUCUGGGGAAGGACUUGAAGAGUACAGUGGUUGCCAGCUUACUGCACCUAUUCUUCUCGAUAAGCCCAGUAAAUAA